AAUAAUAAAUCAAGUAAACAAUGGUUUUAUUUAUAGCAUAAUAUUGAUUGCAAUAUGAAGGAGUUCAAAUCUCUUGUAUUAUUCAAUUUCUCAAAUUAAUCAAAGAGAGUCUUAAAUCAGUCAUUAUUUUUAAACGCAGAAUUUGAAGAAAUGUCAAAUUUUCUCACCCCCGCACCGCACUGUCCGCACCCCAGUUUCUAUCUUGUAUCAAAAUCGAAAUACGAAACAAAUGAAAAAUUCCAUGAAUUUGUAAAUGGAAUCAAAAUUAACUUAAUAAUGUGUUGAAUUAUAUAUAAAAUGUUAAAUAUUUAGGAACAUUUAGCGUGUUACUUUGAUAUUUAAAUUAUAGGCAGCAUGUUCAAAAGUCGCGGAGAUAUUGUUUAUAAAUGUACAGUUAGACUAUUAGAAGAUACAGAGAUAUUAGAAUGCGAAUUCCACCCAAGUUAUAAGGGCAAGUUCUUGUUGGAGCAUGUGUGUCAACAGUUGAAUCUCACAGAGACUGAUUAUUUCGGACUGCGAUAUGUGGAUGCCGGUGGUCAACGACAUUGGCUGCAUAUGGCCAAGUUAAUACUUAAACAGGUCAAAGAUGCAUCACCUAUACUAUUCAGUUUUCGUGUAAAGUUCUACCCUCCGAACCCCUUACUCCUGAAAGAGGAUGUGACAAGGUUCCAGAUUUACCUGCAGCUGAAGAGAGAUCUGUUACAUGGGAGGCUGUACUGCACAGCUAAUGAGGCAGCUAUGCUUGGAGCACUUAUUAUACAAAUCGAGCUUGGCGACUAUGACCCUAACAUCCAUGUGGGAAACUACGUGACUGAGAUGAGGCUACUCCUCAGACAAACGGACACCAUCGAAGCUAGAAUACAGGAGCUGCACAGAGAGCCGGUAGAAGGCACCCCCGGCGGUAGCGGCGGUGUGAAGGGCAUGUCGACGCAGGAGGCCGAGCGGACCUUCGUGAAGAUCGCGUGCCAGCUCGACACGUACGGCGUCGACCCGCAUCCUGUGAAGGUUUGGGACCACAGAGGCAACCAGUUGUACCUGGGCAUCAACCACAGCGGCAUCCUCACGUUCCAGGGCAGUCGGAAGACGCACCAUUUCAAGUGGUCCGAAGUGCACAAGAUCAACUUUGAAGGAAGGAUGUUUAUUGUACAUCUUAAUUAUCCAGAGAAAAAGCACACGGUUGGUUUUAAAUGUCCGAACGGUCCGGCCUGCCGCCACGUGUGGUGCUGCGCUAUUGAACAGAUGCUGUUUUUCACGUUACCGUCUUCAUCUGACGCGUGUGUGUACUCGGGCGGCGGCCUGUUCUCGUGGGGCACCAAGUUCAAAUACUUCGGCCGCACCGAGCGAGAGAUCCUGGAGAGGGAUGGACUGCUCGCACCGAGGGACUCACAGGAGGAGGGCUCAAGCACAGGCGGCAAGCGGAAAGCGUCGAGCGUGCCCGCCACGCCGUCCACGCCCAUGACCGGCGACUUCGGUAUCUAUCGCUACAGCAGCCUGCCGCGCUCGACGCACAGCGCGCCGCUGGAGGAGAGCGGCCCCGACGAGUGCAACGGGGCCUGUCUGCUCAGCGGGCCCGCCGUCGACAUCGCGCUCGCCUGCGCCGACACCGCGCACGACGACAAGCCGCACGCGUUGCCGGCGGAGUAUAGCCUCCGGGACUCGUUCGAGCACUCGUCGUCGGAGUCGGGCGUGACGAUGGGCACGCUGGGCGCGGGGGCGGGCGGGGGCGCGGGCGGGGGCGCGGCGGGGGGCGCGGCGCGGGGCGCGUGCGGCGGGGGGCGCGGCUUCAGCCUGCUGCGCGCCUUCGUGCCGUCGUUCGUGGUGGUGUGGGUGUCGCUGGCGCUGCUGGCGCUGCUGCUGUUCGAGACGGAGCUGCCGGCGCUGGCGGCGUGGCGGCGCCUGCCCGAGCUGCGCGCGCUGCGCACUCUCUACUACGCGCCGCUGAAGGCCUACCUCAAGCGGAAGGUCGUCGAGCUGUUCUGAUUCCCGCCCGCGCCCGCUCCUCCACCACAGUGUCAAAUUAUUACGGCGCGUACCUACCUUAACGUCGAAUUGCUCCCGCCAGAAAUACACGAACUCGAGUGCAAACCAAAACUCCACUUAGAAUGUAUUGUAACCGAAAGUAACAAAUUUUAUAAGAGUCUCCAUGAUACAUCCUCCGGUCUUGUAUUUCUGGCGAGAUCACAACGAGUCUUAUUUGUACAAUAUCUUCGCGUACCUAAACUAAGUCACCGCUAUACGCUUUCUUAUAGUACAAUUAAUUUUUAAGCUUGUCACUACUUGUCUCGCACGCCACACAAGAUUUAUGGAAAACAUCGUGAUAGUGGGUACUGUGUCAAUAGAGGCUUUAAAAUUAUAAGAAUAAACUUAAAAUAUGACAUUUAAGAAGAAUUAAAAUUCAUUGACUUGUUAAUUUUAGGAAACUUUUUUAUGUUUUUCAUCAAAACGUAUUUGUAAACAAAAAUAACACAUAAGUUGACUAGAUUUAUAUAAUAUAAUAAGGAGAUCGAGUGCUCUUAUUAAGAUCAUUGAAUUAACACUUGUGUGGAAUAUUAGAAAGAUAAUAUACCUAUUGAAGUGCAUGUCGAGAGCUGGGAUCUCGGAAUAAGUUAGUAAAAUGUGUUAUUGAAGAAGUAAAUGGGAACGAAUGUAUACAAUGUAUUUAUACUUUAUUUGUGCUUAGACAUUGAUAGACCACUUCCUUUAAAAAAUCUCAUAAAAAAUUAAAUGUGAUUGCUAUCCAAAAGUGGAGGCAAUUAUAAGCUGAACAAAAUUUUGACCCUGGAGGAAGAUAAUGUUGUCUUAGCACAAAAUAUGACCGGAGUUGAAUGGGCUUUGCCUUAAUCUAAACAGUACAUUUGACAAAGCAAAUAUUUAGUUAUGUAAGUUUUUUUUUUUGUUAUUAAGAAGCCUGUAUUGAAACAUGUAUCCAGUAUUUUGUGAUUAGUGAUUGCAGAUUGUGGGUUUACAUGUUCCUAAUUGUUUUUAUACAUUGGCCUACAGCUUCGAACGGCCUCACCGGAUGUUCUACAAACAUUUGUGAAUUAGUUCAAAUAUUCAUUCUUUCUCUCUAGUCUACCACGAUAUUUGAAUCUCAUUUUAUAUUUCAACGAUAUCUAACAUUCCACCUAAUAAUUUAGUCUUCCAAUACGAUUUUUUGUAGUGCUUUAAUAAUCGUUCAUUUUAAACUAAUAAUUAAGUAUUGAGCACAAAGCAUUUAAACUUUAGUUAUUAGAUGUGCCAUCAAUUAUAUUUUUAAACUAGUCUUAAUGAAUCUUGGUCCUAUUUUCUGCACAAUUAUUCUAUAAGUUUGUAUAUGUGUAAACGUUAUUUAUUAUGUAUUUGUUAAACACAAUAUUAAAUUAUUUUACUUAUGACACGA
Messenger RNA from Trichoplusia ni (cabbage looper), 3379 nucleotides. RefSeq names its product FERM domain-containing protein 5-like. The transcript is spliced from 12 exons. NCBI's taxonomy places the organism in Eukaryota, Metazoa, Arthropoda, Insecta, Lepidoptera, Noctuidae. Gene Ontology annotation, molecular function: cytoskeletal protein binding. The record is from RefSeq and is a predicted model, not a curated record. The coding region runs from base 355 to 1980 and encodes 541 amino acids. Gene Ontology annotation, cellular component: cytoskeleton.